AUGAUGUAUUUAUCAAGUGUGUUUUGCUACGCGAGAGAAAAACAUCCUGUGCUUGGAGGAGGUUGUCCUUUGCCUCAAAAACCUAAUAAUGGAGACUUCGAAGUGUCCGAAUGUAUUGAUGGAGACUUCAGCUCUAAAUGUCGAAAGGUGCCAGGAACUAUUGUCAGCCAAUCUGUUAUCUUACAAUAUCAGUGUAAUCCUGGCUUUGAAUUACCAGAUAACAUCAAAUAUUCAAUAUGUUACAAUGGUGUCUGGGAUCCUGAGCCUUCAGAUUGUCUGAAAGUGUGUAAAGGAUUAUCUUCAAAUUCAUUGGAUUUACAAUGUUUCUACAAUGGGAAAGAAGUAGACUGCGGAAAGCCCAUGAUACAAGGAACCAAAGUUAGAACUGCUUGUAAAGACACUUAUGAUAUUCGAGACGCUUCAGCUUCUUUCAUUACAACGGAAUGUACGUCUGACGGGACAUGGGCUAAAGAACUUUACAAGUGUGAACCAGGUUGCGGAAAAAGGAAUUUAGUUAACACUAUAUCCACGCUUAAAGGAGAUCAAUUUCUUGACCAAUAUGAAUUCCCAUGGCAUGCUGAAAUAUAUGUAAAUGAUGGUUCAGAUUUUGUUUCCUGGUGUGGUGGAACAAUUAUUCAUCAGAAAGCCAUUUUGACAGAUAUUGGUCUAAAGAGAGAAGACAUUGGUAAUGCACUGACGUUUCCCAGGUUUGAUAAUGGAAUUGAACAGCAUUUUAUUUAUGGAGUCGUUAGUUUACUAGAAAGUGGCAUAGUUACAAUUACGAAUGUUACUGAACAUAUGAAAUGGAUUGAAGAUAAACUAAAUGAGAUUAUUUAAUUAAAUUUUUUUCUUAUUUAGUCAUAUUGAAUAUUAAAUGUUGUACUUUUAAAUUUAUUAAUUUUAUUUGAAUGAAUAAUAAACGUUUUUAAUUAUAAUAUAAACUUUUAAUUUGAAAUUAAUUUUAUUUUUAAUAGAAACGGAAUAGCUCAGUGAGUUAUGCACUGUGCUGCUAACCUCUAGGUCCCAGGUUUGUACCUGUGGCAGGUAAUUAUUUAUUCUGUUCCAUUAGACGCACUAGCGGAUUCAGGAUUUAAUUUGGGGGGGGGGGCUUCAGCCCGAAACCUUUUUUUUUUUCAUAAAAAUAACGAUAAUUAAUUUAGAAAAACAGAAAGAAACUAACUACCUAUAUGCAAUGGUGUUUAAGUUAUUCCUUAAGUACUUUUAAAUUUAAUUACAUGAACAAUAAUACUUUAAGAGUUAUUUUAAAAAUUUUUUUCUCCAUAAAACAUGGUUAUAUUUUUCCAUUUUGGAGGGGCUUCAGCCCGAAAGCCCGAUUAUGAACAUGAACAGUAACAUUUAUUUUAAUAAUUUAAUUAAAUAUCUUCCAAUAUAAUUUGUUUGGUUACUUUUAAAUAGUUGCAAUGAUAUAGUAUUAAUAUUUAAAAUUUUUAUUUUUUAAUCGUAAUAUUUAAAUAUUUCUAUAUUUUAAAAAUAUCUUUCUCCUUAUUUGUAACAGUUUAGUACAUGUAUGCUUUUAUACAUUGUUUUAUUUAUAGUGUAAUAACUUAAUAUUUGUAUUCAUUUUUUAAAUCUCUUUACUGAAAUAAAGUUGUAUGAUUUCUCAAUUGUUUUAUAUAUUAAAAUGGGCAUUAUCUUUUUUAUAAAUAAUUGUGAUUUGAUUUGAUAAUAAUAGUAAUCCAGUUUAAGACAAUAAAAAUAUUUUUUGAGAAAUAGUUAGUCGGGGGUGCGGUCAAAUAAAUACUAAAUUAAAAUAUAGUAAUUAAUUUAAUUUUGCCAAUUUUAAAUUAAUUACUAUAUUUUAAUAUUUUAAUUUAGUAUUUAUUUGACCGCACCCCCGACUAACUCCUUCUCAUAUUAUAUCAACGGUCAACCAUCUCUACAUCAUUAAAAAUAUUUUUAUUAAAAUGGCAACCUUUUUUAAUUAAAUAUUAAAUAUAUAUAUAUAUAUUGUCAACAUCAAUUUGAAUAUUAUCGGCUAGAGUUUCAAGGAGACAAAGAAUCAGAAAUGAGGUCAUUAGAGAAAGGAGGGAAGUUAAGAAUAAUAUACUAGAGAUAAUGGAAGAAAGAGAUUAAAGUGGUAUGGACAUGUGGAAAGGAUGAAUAGUGAAUGACUUCCCAAAACGGCAUUUGAGUGGGAGCCCGAGGGUAGGAGAAGGAGAGGAAGAUCUCGUGUCAGAUGGAGAGAUGUGGCUGAGAGUAUGGCGGAUGGAGCAUUGAGGGAGAAGGAAGCAAUGGACAGGAAGAAAUGGAGAAACCAACCGACGGAGGAAGGAAUUUGGCUGAGGGAAACUUUAAUUUAUGAAGAAAAUAUAUAUUUAUUUUUAAAUUUUUCUUAUAGCUUUCAACAGCAUAUUAACUUUGCAAUAUCAUGUUUGAAUUAAUCAAAUAUAUUCAUAAUGGUAUGGAGAUAACUGACCAUAAUUGUGAUUAAUAAUAAACAUACUCAAUAUUAUAAUAGUAUUUUAUUACACUGCCAAAGUUCCACCCUACAUGAUAGGUUUUCAUCAGGGCAUUUCAUCUAGUACAUCUAGGAGUUUGGCAACAGGAUGAGUCUACGCACACUAGAUUCCUAAUAUCAUCCCUCAUCUUCCCGUACCUCUACUAUGGCUGCAUGGUGUAUGGAGGCCUCUCUGUGGAACUCGGAGACAGACUAAAAAGAAUUAUGAAUAGCUUCGUAAGAUUUGUCAAUGAAACCUCGAGACAUUCCCGUGUUUCCCACUACUAUGCUGAGUUAAGGUGGCUCUUUCCCUCCUUUAGAAGACAAUACUUCAUAGGCACAUUCCUUUACCAAAUUGUCAAUAAACAUCGCCCAUCCUAUGUAUACAAUCUACUCCAAUUUAAAUUAUCUAUCCAUUCCAUCUCCAUAAGAUCUCCUCCAUCUCACCUUUACACCCCUUUCCACAGAUGCUCUUCAUUUCAACACUCCUUUAUUGUACGUUCCACCACUUUUUUAAUUCUAACCUGCUUAAUAUCCGCCAUGCACCAUUCUUAUGCACAUUUAAAAUCCUCUUAUUCAAAUUCCUCUUCACGAUCCAAUUUGACGCUGGCUACUUAUUUAUUAUAUAUAUAUAUAUAUUUUUUUUAAUGAAGAAAUAGUUAGUUUUUAUUUAUUUUAUUGUAUUUACAAAAUUAUAUGUAUUAAAAAUGUAUUUUAUUUUUUCCCCAUUUACAAGAUGUGUUUAUUUUUUAAAUUCUUAAAAUUAUUUUUAUUUUUGAUGAAUUUGAAACAUUCUGUAACACUUUUAACAUAGAAAGACUGUUUAAAGAAAAAAUAAGAAAUAGUUAGUUUUUAUUUAUUUUAUUGUAUUUGCAAGAUUCUAUGUAUUUUAUUUUUCACAUUCUUUCUAUUUUUUUAUGAAUCGGAAAGAUUCCUUAUCUCUUUUGACCUAGAAUUGUAAUGAAAAAAAAGAAGAAAUUGUUUGUUUUUUAUUUAAAA
This is a messenger RNA of Nezara viridula (southern green stink bug), 3457 nucleotides long. The record is from the annotation of a GenBank genome assembly. Lineage: Eukaryota; Metazoa; Arthropoda; Insecta; Hemiptera; Pentatomidae.